AUAGGAUCCAGAUCCACCGUGACCCGAAAGCGCAAACUAACGACGAAUGAACAAAGUCAUCCUCUAAACGAUGUGAACUCGUAUGUCGUGUGUUCUGUAGGUGGAAAGUUCUGGAAUAAAACACUCUGUUAAACCGGCAAAAUAUCAUUGUCCAAAUUGACAUAACGAGCUUAAUAUCUAAAGAGUUGGAUUAUGUUCAUUUAAAAAUAAUAAUAAUAAUCAUAAAUCUCUUGAGAGGUCUCCGGCUGCACAAAGUUUGAGAAGCACCUGAUGGACCUCAGGUGGUACAAAACACCCAUAAUGCACUAGAAAAUAUGGAGGAGGGCACUAUUUCAGAAGGCAAGGUCCUGCAGUCAGGUAUUGUGUGUGUGUGUAUUUUCACAUUCUCCUUGUGUCUAUGUGGGUUUCCUCUGGGUUCUCUGGUUUCUUCUCACCUCCCAAAAACAUGCCAGUAGGUGGACUGGUCAAUCUACAUUGCCCCCAUGUGUGUGUAUUCCCACCUCACUCCCAGUGUUCCCAGAAUAAUUCCAGCUCUGGGAAGAAUUCACCCUGACCCUGAGCAAAGUGUUUACUGAAGAUGAAUGAAUGAAUGAGUAAAUGAAUCUCUGCAUGAAUCAGUUACACAGAGUCGACUCGUGAUUCCCAGUGAGUCAUUUUUGGGAGUCGACUCGCAGCUCUACUCUACUGCCCGUGUCUGAGCUGCUCCUGCUGUGGUGUAUAGACCCAGCUGAGCACAUUUCACUGUUAAUGACACUUAUAUGGCGGAGCGGCCCUCCACAGGGGCGAGCGGGGUACAGCUCAGUCACGGAGCGGACGAUGGACCGAAUCGAUCGAGAUUAUCGGUGAACGAUGAGCAAAGCUGCCGUCAGCUCCAGGACGAGGAAACGCCGACGAAGAAAACAGACAAUGGGAAAAUAAAUGGAUUUGUAGUUGAGGGAGAGGAGACUCCCACUUUCCUUGACCUAGACAGCUCUCUGCACUCAGUGAGCCAAAAUGGUGACAAACUCCUACUAGAAUCUGACUUGAAACCAAAACCCUCUGGACAGCCCUCAUACACUGGCCUGAAGGGGGAAAGGAAAGGCAAUAACACUAGUAGAAACUACAGUAUGGACUGCAAAAAUGACAAGCCCUCAGAGUUGACCACACAUGAGGGCAAAAAGGAGGCCUUGGUGUCUCUAAACGGUGUGGUGACGCUAAACUGUGGACCACUCACCAACGGCUAUCCCGGCACGCCCGGUACGGACAAUGAUGGCAGUGGCUCGGAAAGCGGUUACACCACACCAAAGAAGCGCCGAGCCCAGAGGAACGGCAAAUCUUUGGACAAUGUGACUGCUUCAAGCCAGGUUAAGGCCAUGCAGCAGGCCAGUAAGCAAGAACCAGGGCUAGCCACUCUAGAACUGGCCGACAGAACCUCAGCUGUGCAGGUGGAAAUUAGCAGAGCCUCCUCAAAGACAGACAGCCAUUCCAGUGGCUUGACAAAAACUAGAGAGGCAACCACUACCCCACCUGUGCUACCGACGUCCGAGGUUUACCGGAAAAGCGCUGGGAAAAAAUUUGAGGAUAAGUCCACUAAAACAAAAGUGGCGGCAUCGGCUAAAGAGGACUCAUGGACUCUGUUCAAGCCGCCACCCGUCUUUCCUGUGGACAACAGUAGCGCGAAGAUAGUGCCUAAGAUCAGUUAUGCAAGCAAAGUGAAGGAGAACCUCAAUAAGGCAGCCCAGACUGGCACCGAGAUUCCCGCUCCUGCUCCACAGGUAACCGGGAGGCCAUCGCAGGUGCCCAUGUCGGCUGUGAAAACCAUCACCUCGGCCAGCUUUAGCAACGGUGACGGCAACACCUGCCCUCUGCCUGGUCCCCACUUCAGCUCGGUCCCCAGUUCCUCCCCCGUACCAGUCGUCUCCUCAGCAGGCUCUGAUCAUGUAGCAUCUUCCACUGGCAGUAGCUGCAAUCCCUCCACCUCCACCUCAACUACCACGUCUGAGCCCAGGAAACCUAAUCUGUUCGUUUACCCCCUUUCCGCCUCCUCCUCUUCCAAUAUGCAACUUUCUCUCCCCAGCGGCCGUCAAUCUGACCCCCCACCCAAUCAGAAAUCUCUGGGCGACAUCUUCCAAAACCAAUGGGGUUUGUCGUUCAUCAACGAACCCAGCGGCGGUCCAGAAGGUCCGACGUGCGGUUCGACGGCAAAGGCCAAACCUGUAGAGGUGAGCUUUCAGGGAGGCUGCACUGCAGCUGUGGCUACGCAGACACACGGCGCCCCCCAGAGGCCAGAUCAGUCAGCUUUUCCAGACAAACGGACUAGCGUGAGUAAAGGAGGAAACCUCGCGCCGUCUGCGGCCAGCGGGUCUACCGAAGGCUCGCUUCAGGCUUUGAACCUCGAGGUGGAUACGCAAAAGGACGAUCCUGGGGUUUCUGGUGCAAUAGUGUUUUGCUCUUCCUCUAAAGACGUCGGGGCGGAGCUACCCCGCAAGUUGUCUCUGCCCAGGGAGCAAGGCUACACUAAGGGCUUCGAGAGGAGGGCCAGCUGGGACUUUUUUGAUCUUAAAGCUGCUGUAGUAUAUCACACUAAAGAAAUGGAAUAUAUUUUGAAUUUGCAAAAGCAAGAUCCAAAUCGCGUAGUGCUCUACAGUGAAUCUAAGAACGGUCCUGAUCAGUGAAGCUCAGUCUGGACACGCCGUCUCCUCAGCCGGACUCCGCUAAGAGAAAAAAAAAAACAAAACACCCGCGCUUGAAGAAACCCGGUCACAGCCGCUGACUCGGAAACGAACAUCGUGACUCGGAACAAAGGCCGCUCUCGAGACGGAGUGUUUUAAAGAGGCUGAGCGCAAGAGUGGAUGAAACGGGUUGGCUGAAUAAAGGACGAGAAACGAGGACCUGGAGCCAAGACGCUCUGCUUCUAAAGCAGGACCUGUUUUUGUUUUUUUCUUUCUUUUGUUUUUUUUGUUUUUUUGCUGAAGACAAUUCGACUGUUUUUGUUUUGUUUUUUUAGGGAUGUUCAAGAAUUCAUGUUCAAACUCUAACAGUACGGCAUUUCUUUUAAAAAGCGUAGAUGGCGGACUUCGUCCUGCUGGCUGCCUCAGAAGAGGAAGCACCUCGCGUUCGGACGCACUGCGCUCUCGUGUUCGAACACACUGAAAUGCUUUUGACCCCGGGGGGGCGAAAAGAGAAAAAAAAAUGUCGCCCUCUAGUGUCUGGGGUUGGGGAUGGGAGUCAAGUCACCGAGGAUAAACUGUUCAAUGUUUCAGGGGACAUAAACAAAACAAAAACGUUUCGGUCGAGCUGGCACUUGCUAAGGCCUUGGGAUACUUGUCUUAAUUUUGUGAAUGGAUUUGAAUGAGUCAUGUUUUUUCUGCUUUUUUUUUUUUUUUUUUUCCUUCUUCUUUUGUUUCUUAGAAUGAAAUUCUAAGGUUUCCAGGGUGCACUUAAGUGAGAAUAGACUUGCAAACUGCUGUCUGUGUACGUCCUCUGGAAGAUUCGCUAGUCUUAUCGUCGUCUUUUCACCUUUCGCAUCACCUUGUAAUCCACAGAUAAAGGACAGGUUUUUUUGUUUUGUUUUGUUUGGUUUUUAAAAAAAAAAAAAGAAGAAAAAAAAUCAUUUUACAUUUUCAGUUUUAUAUUAACUCUUAGAUCCCAGUGGACGAGUAGAUAAGAUAAGAUGCACCACGGACGUUAAGAUCGCUUCAGCACCGGUUCUUUUUCAGUUUAUUAUUUACAUUAGAGCUUCUUAGUUUCUUAGAAUAUUUCUCUUUGCACAAGGAACAGAAUCUGCAGUUGUGGUGUGAGUUGUUUUUAGGGCUACAAGGCCACAGUUUAGCAUGACACGAUAACAGUUUGUUUGAUGCACAUGAACAGGCACCGAGCUUUUUCCUCUCCUUUUUAAAAAAAAAAAAAAUUCUUUCUUUAUCUUUAUUUUCAACGAGCACCACUUCUUUUUCUUUUUUUUUGAAUGCAUUCACCAUUAAACAGGGCUCUGUUCCUUUAUUCUCAAGCUCAUGGAUUUAUAAUUUAAAGCCGAGGGUCAUCAGGCGUUGUUUUUUUUUUGUUGUUGUUGUUUUUUGUUUUUUUUUUCCUUUCUUUCUACAGCCUGAAGAUGUUCUUGUUUGUUUGUCUGUUUGUUGAUUUUUUUUUAAUUUUUUUUUUCUUUAGUGUCAGGAAGCAAAUAUUAAGAUUUAACCUUUCUUUUUUUUUCCAUCUAUUUUAUCUCAUCACAAGAUAAUUGAUUCAUAUAUUAUAUAUAAUGAGUAGCACUUUAUGUAUUUUUAAAUCGUAUUAUCUUGACAGAACGUCGACAGAUCAGUGCGUAACGGAAAUUAUAUAGCGAUUUACGAAUAGGAUACUAAUUUCUAACAACGGGUCUGGAGGUCCUCGUAAAGGAUAAAAUAUUUGUUGGGGGGGCGGGGGGGGGAUUAUUUAGAAAAUGACCUAAUGAAAUGAAAUGAAAUGCACCAACAGUGUUAUUGCCAAAAAUGAAAAAAGGGUGUCCAUGUUUGCUACAAAUGGUUUUGGUUUUUUUUUUGGUUUGUUUGUUUGUUUUUUGUCUAUCUAACCAAACUGAUUUUUGACUAGUAGAAAGCCAAGUGGAUCAUUUAGCAUCAUGUACCGUUCCCACCCCCUAUACAUGGUCAUAAACACUGCCAGCUCCAGAGGUGGAAAAAAACAAACAACGAUUUCCUCGCUUGACACGAAAUGAAACGCUGUAAAUUUGACAGUUUUUUGGCUCCGUUGCCGUUUUCUGUUUCUGAAGCUGGCUCACGUUCAGCCCUGGAUCUUCACGAGACAUUUCACUGCAUCAGCCAGAUAAUUAACACGUACGUCGUAGCCGAGAUAACGAUAAAGGUUAUUUGUUUGCUUUUUAAAUGCUGCUUUUUUUCCCCCUUACCGGUUGAACCACCUGCUUUCUUUCUGUUUGUCUUUUUUUGUUGUUGUUGUUGUUGUUGUUGCUAUAAUGCACCUUCGCUACUUUCUUCUUGACUUCCUAACAGUUGUGUUAGAAAUCAGUUAGCGUGAGUUGGUCCUAACCCUUAGCAAACAUAGUUCUUACUUUAAAGCACCCUAUAAAAGGUAGGUAUUUGUUCUUUUUUUUUUUUUUUUUUUCUUUUUCCUCUCUCUCUUUCUUUCUUUUCCGAGGAUAUGAUGAGAGUAGUACAGAGUCCCUGAAGGGACCUUUGCAAAAAAAAAAAAAAAAAAAAAAAAAAAAAAUAUACACCCACAAUACAAAACACAUGCAUUUGUGCUUGAAAGUUUGUGAACCCUUUAGAAUUUUCUACAUUUCUGCAUAAAUGUGACUUAAAGCUUUCACACAGGUCCUAAAAGGAGAUAAAGAGAUCCCUAUUAAAGAAAUGAGACAAAAAUAUUAUACUUGGUCGUUUAUUUAUUGAGGAAAAUGAUCCAAUAUUACAUAUCUGUGAGUGGGAAAAGUAUGUGCACCUUUGCUUUCAGUAUCUGGUGUGAUCCUCAUGUGCAGUAAUAACUGCAGAUAAACGUUUGGGGUAACUGUUGAUCAGUCCUGCACGUCGACUCUGAGGAAUUUUAUCCCGUUCCUCAGUACAGAACAGCUUCAACUCUGGGAUGUUGGUGGGUUUCCUCACAUGAACUGCUUGCUUCAGGUUCUUCCACAACAUUUCUAUUGGAUUCAGGUCAGGACUUUGACUUGGCCAGUCCAAAACAUUCACUUUAUUCUUCUUUAACCGUUCUUUGGUAGAACGACUCGUGUGUUUAGGGUCGUCGUCUUGCUGCAUGACCCACUUUCUCUUCAGAUUCAGUUCAUAGAAAGAUGUCCUGACAUUUUCCUUUAGAGUUCAGCAACUUGCAGAUGCAGCGAAACAGGCCCAAACCACAAUACUACCAUCAGCAUGUUUCACAGAUGGGAUAAGGUUCUUAUGCUGGAAUGCAGUGUUUUCCUUUCUCCAAACGGCUUGUCCAUGUGAUCUUUAGCAAACUGCAGACAGGCAGCAAUGUUCUUUUUGGAGAGCAGUGGCUUUCUCCUUGAAACCCUGCCAUACACACCACUGUUGUUCAGUGUUCUCCUGAUGGUGGACUCAUGAACAUUAACAUUAGCCAAUGUGAGAGAGACCUUUAGUUGUUUAGAAAUCGCCCUGGGUUCCUUUGUGACCUCGUGGACUGUUACACAUCUUGCUCUUGGAGUGAUCUUUGUUGGUCUCCGCUCCUGGGGAGGGGAACAAUGGUCUUCAAUUUCCUCCAUUUAUACACAAUCUGGCUGACUGUGGAUUGGUGGAGUCCAAACAGAUGGUUUUGUAACCUUUUCCAACCUGAUGAGGUUCAACAACUCUUUAUCUGAGGUCCUCAGAAAUCUCCUUUUGUACACUUCCACACACAUGUAUUGUGAAGGUCGGACUUUGACAUAUCCCUGUUCUUUAAAUAAAACCACUAAUCCUAGCAGUACACAUACUUUUCCCACUCACAGAUAUGUAACUUUGGAUCAUUUUCCUCAAUAAAUAAAUAUCCAAGUAUAAAAUUUUUUGUCUCAUUUGUUUAAUCGGGUUCUCUCUAUCUACUUUUAGGACCUGUGUGAAAAUCCGAUGAUGUUUUAGCUCGUAUUUAUACAGAAAUAUAGAAAACCCAUAAGGGUUCACACACUUUCAAGCACCAGUGUACUUACAAAAAAUAAAAGAAAAUCUUGUGAAAACAGAAAUGAUUCUGUGUGCAUUUAGAUAAUUUUCUGUUUUCAUGAGAUUUUUUUUUUUUCUCCUGAAACAAAAGGACAUUUUAUUUUAUUUUAUUUUAUUUACAGAAUUAUCGCUUGCGCUCCACGUACUGUCUCUUGUUUUUGUGAAAAUGAAAACUGUCUCAUGCGCACAUGAUGAUUUUCCAUUCUCACAAGAUUUUUUUUUUGGUUAGGAUGCAAGGGUUGUUUUUUUUUUUAUUAUUUUUUUUUUUUGGAGGGGGUCAAAUGUCUCUUUAGGGGCUCUGUAGAUUUGAGGUGUGCGUGGGACUACUUUUUUAAACCCCAACCCCGCUCAGUCUGAUUAGCUCCUGUAACGUAAGUGAGAACUGGAACGAACUUGUUUAACUGUCACUUUAAACGGAUAAAAAGUAUUCUUUAAUACAUAGAAACUCUUUGGCGGUUUGUUGUGGUAUAAGAGGAAUAAAACACCUCGGGAUGUUCUGUUUUACAGGGAGAUAAAUCACCGAUGUGACUCGGAUUGCUUUCCGAGUACACGGCCUCGCUGGUUUACGUUCCUCUAACGGCACACCACCGAGAGUUUUUUUCCCCCCACUCACCCGAUAUUAAUGAGCGUUGCAUUACUUUUCCCUUCAAGCUUCAUAUCUGACCCUGUGUGUGAAAGUAAACGCACCCUUUCCCCACAGCUUAUCGUUAUUGUUUGGGGGGUUGGGUCCUGAUGCACACCUUUUAUCUCGGAGUUAGUCAUGUAGUACUACGGCACACUUUUAUUUGUUGUCGUCAUCGUCGUUUAACCCUUAAAAGUGUGCUGCACCACUUCUUUUCUGAUCUUUUUAUCUAAACACUUCUGGCGUGGAGCUGGAAGACGAGGCGGAUGCACAUAGGCAGAAUUCCUACUUUAGGGUAUGCACAUCAAGCAGAAGUCUUUAUUUGAUCCGUAAGAAGCACUUAUUCCCCAUCGAUUUAUUAUUUUAUUUUUAUUUUUUUUUUGAGUUAAUAGUUAAUAUAUAUAAUGUAUAUGUAUAUGUGUGUGUAUAAUUAUGCACACUAAUCUAAACCCUUGAUUUCACCUCUUGAUGUCAAGGCCACGAAUUAGUAAAGAAGUGCGAGAGCAGGGAGAGGUCAUCGUACUGAAACUAGACUGUUUAUUCUGUACAUUUGGAAACGUUUCUACGUCAAUACGCAUACAUUUUUCUACUACACGCGUUACGUUCGUCGCACCGUUCCGACUGCUGCGUCCGUCUGUCCGUCCGCCCGUCCGUUCGGCCGUCUGUCCGUGUGUAUGUCUGAGCAUGUGUAUUCGUCUUCAUCUAACCGCUCGACGACGAGCCGUGUCGAGAACUUGCUUACUCCCGAGUCCAGGCCACGCUGUCUGCGCUGUAAGAAAUAUUAAAGGAAUCCCAUCAGAACAUGGAGGAAAAAAAACAAAACAAUCCUCAGUCUCUCUCUCUCUCUCUCACUCUUUCUCUCUCUGUCUGUCUGUCUCUCUCUCUCUCUCUCACUCUUUCUCUCUCUGUCUGUCUGUCUGUCUGUCUCUCUCACUCUUUCUCUCUCUGUCUCUCUCUCUCUCUCUCUCUCUCUCUCUCUCUCUCUCUCUCUCUGAAUCUCUCUCUCACUCUUUCUCUCUCUGUCUGUCUGUCUCUCUCUUUCUCUCUUCCCCAUGUUCCCUUUCUCUCCAACACCGUUUUAAGUUGUGCCAUGUUUUGACUGUUUAAAAAAAAAAAAGAAAAGAAGUUUGAAUGAAUUGUUGUUUUUUUUUUUGCGUGUUGCUCUGUCUGCAUUUCCUCCUGCGGUAAUGAAGAGGAGGGCACCGUUCCGUUUCACCAAUCUUCAUCACUGCUAAUAAACUCCAUGAAAAUGAAAAGUCUCAUGUCUCUUUCUGAAUGUUUAUGUGUUCAACGUUAAUGACCUGCUUAUGAAUGUGAAAGGUUUAUGUCUGUACAUCUCGGAACCAAGCACACAGGUAUUACCCAUUACCCGUUAUUAUUCUACACGCCUGACUCUUACAGGUGCGGUCGCACAUUUACAUUCGCCGUUCAGGAUCUGCAAAACGUUCAUAAUU
Ictalurus furcatus (blue catfish) is the source of this 8702-nucleotide messenger RNA. RefSeq names its product nuclear FMR1 interacting protein 2 (gene nufip2). Bases 759 to 2654 code for a protein of 631 amino acids. The transcript has 4 exons. Gene Ontology annotation, cellular component: nucleoplasm; cytoplasmic stress granule. The record is from RefSeq and is a predicted model, not a curated record. NCBI's taxonomy places the organism in Eukaryota, Metazoa, Chordata, Actinopteri, Siluriformes, Ictaluridae. Gene Ontology annotation, molecular function: RNA binding.